Messenger RNA from Exophiala mesophila, 2995 nucleotides. RefSeq lists its product as uncharacterized. Lineage: Eukaryota; Fungi; Ascomycota; Eurotiomycetes; Chaetothyriales; Herpotrichiellaceae. The record is from RefSeq and is a predicted model, not a curated record. The transcript is spliced from 4 exons. The coding region runs from base 847 to 2757 and encodes 636 amino acids.
UGUCAAGUCAUCUACCAGACUACCAACCCACUCUACCACACUUCCAAACACCCAGGCUACCCGUCACGCCCAUAUACUGUACUACGACAAACUCGUAGGGCCCGAGGCGCCCUCGGCCCCAGGGAGCCCUUGGGUCUUGCCCACGCCCGCCAAGUAUUCUUUGUCCUUUCUGCCGUACGAUCACCAGUCCACCAAGCCAUCGACGUUGCUCGGAAGACCGGGGCAUGACAGGUUUGAGAUUUGGGCCGAGCGGUACAGGCUCAGUUUGGCCAUCAGGCAAAUGAGAUGCAAGACUGCAACCAUCUCGGGAUGCCUACAUCGGGGAUGGCAGCACAAACCCUACAGUUUGUACUUUCUGCUCUCUGAACAGCCCGUGCCAGCUUCAAAUUUACCCACCGACCCGGAACAAACAUGCCAGGUGACGCCUUCGAAGCUCAGCUCACUCCAUCAUUUCUCGUUUUCCCAGCAGUGCCCGUUGCCUGCCCCACGAUGUCCACGCUACCCUGAAUGACUCUUUCGGCCUUGGGAAUCGCCAUCUUCGAUCCCUCCACCGCAAAAGAAGAUCCCCCUACCUUGUAUAACAGCCUCCAGCCCGCUCCCACAAAGUCUUGGUCCUUCUUUCAACCAUUCAUUGCCUUUAAACGCCCUCCCUUUCAAUUCACUUCAUCUUACCUUACCUUCAACCUCGACCGUUUCCGCAUCCUUUGAUCGUCCAUCUGUGCAACACCAUUACUUCAUCACCCCAGACCCUUUUCGACCAUUUUGUACUUGAUAUUCAAUUUGGCCCCCUCCCACCUGGGAUUCAUCUUUGUGUUUAUAGUCGCUUGCUUCCAUCUGUUGGUCAGCAUGAACCACGGCAGUCAAGACCUAGCCUUAGCCAUGCGUCCCUUUCGAGACCAAUACGACAAGAACCAUCACCACCUUACGCCCGCUGAACGAGAGAGAGGUUGGCGACGGUACGUAGCGUCCAGCGCAAGCUCAACCCACGUCGGUCCGGAAGCAUCCCUCCAACUUUAUGGAUCCUCGGUUCCUCAGAAGCGUACCGCCUCGCAUGCCUUGGACGAACCUGUCGGCCCCUGGUCCAAGCGUGCUGGAAAUGCUCCCAUGGCAUCCUCGGCACCGUCUAUUCCUCACCUUGAGCGGCACUUUUCGGCUCCCACUCCUGGUCGUCAUCCCACGAAUAGUCCUCAAGAUCGGAGACCUCGACCUUCGGUUCCAGUACAGACAUCCGCCACCUCGUUCCCUAUGCCCAUUCCGACUCAACAUGGCCAGCGACAAGUUUGGCCCUCUCCUUUCGCGUGGCCUACACACUCGAGCCCCAACCUCCCCUACGUCCAAGAGACGACCAAUAUGUCGCCAGAUGAGUACCUCGCCCGCCCGGUGGAGGAUGACUUUGUGUUUCCCCUCCAGUCUACACUCGAUACGCCUACCAUCAGCGGUGAGUUAGGUAGCAAUCAGUUGUCGCAUCUCACUCCGUCAUGCCAUUCGGCAUUAGAGGCGCUGGGAAGCUACCAUUCCCCAGUGUCCGCGUCGUCCGAUUCCAGUCUGACGGCAUCCUCCAUGGAGUCGUCAAACUUGAUGAAUCGCAGUAACACAAAUGAACUAUGCGAAGGCUUGGGAAUGAUCCGCGUUGACUCCAAGUCGCAGUCCGCGUCGGAAGCAACCUUCGUUUCGACCCUGUCUGACUCGUACUAUGCCUCGCAUAGCCUCGGGGUUCCACCGGAUUUUCCUUGUUUUUCCUCCGUACCUGAAUAUGGGUACAUGUCUUUUCCUAUUGCGUGUGUGGAUGAAGAGCUUUCGCCUUCGAGUUCUGAGAUGAAGCCUACUACCUCGACGGGUAGUAGCUCUUCGUCUAUUUCUAUAUUCAGUCAAUCGUAUUCACCUGUGGGAGUGUUUCCUGACGAAGGCGUGCCUCGUGUCACUAACGCAACGUCGCGACCCAUCGCGCCUAAGACGCAAGAGCCGUCCGUGGUGUCGAGUGGGCGGCGACGACCACCACACAUGGUCAUGGUCAAAGGCGAGGACGGGACGGUCAAGCAAAAGGCCGAGAUCCCUCGACAGACUCGACAGCAACCGGCACGCAAGGCCAUCUUCUGUGAAUUGUGCAACGAUAACCCGGCAGGGUUCCAUGGUGAGCAUGAACUUCGGCGGCAUUGUGAUCGACACCACAAGACGCAUCGCAAGGUGUGGAUCUGCAAAGAGAAGAACGCCGGGAGCACGCUCCUAGCCAACUGCAAAUCGUGCCGUAACAAGAAGGCGUAUGGGGCCAACUACAACGCGGCAGCUCACCUUCGACGGGCACAUUUCCAUCCGUGCAAGAAUCGACGGGGCGGCCGGGGCAAGAAGAGUGAAAACCGAGGUGGCAAGGGAGGAGGAAACCAUCCUCCAAUGAAAGUGCUGCAAGACUACAUGUAUCAGGCGAUUGAGGUCACGAUUAAUGGCACACGGAUCAUUCAAGAGUCGCCCGGGUCUAUGGCCGCCGACUCCGAAGUCGAGCUUGGACUGCUUGACGGGGCCGGUUUGGAUUUUGACGACGAGUUCAAUGCGCCAUUGGAGGACUUUUCCUUCAAUGACAUGUCUCAACAAUUCAUACAAGCCUACGACAUGACGACCGACGCCUCGUACCUUGUAUGCACCGGGGUCACGAGUUCAGCCAUGCCAGUAACAAUGGCGGCGGGUAUAGAUAACGUCAACAGCAUGACGUUGAUGAAUGAUGGCGGGUCAUUGGGGACUUUUUGGGGUCCCAGCAUCUUUUGAGCCACGGUGGUGCGGUGGCGAUGACUCGGGGAUGAGAUGGCUGCUUGAGCGGUUUUGGCUUGGACGUCCUGGAUCAGUCAGGACAAGGUUUGAUGAAAUGGUUGUGCACGGCCUCCAGGUGCCGAUUUCACCCAGCAAGACUCGACGACACCAGUGUAUCUUAGAUUUUUUGUCAACGUCUAUCGGAUAUGGGGAUCUAUGGGGAAAAGCAAAAGUUGGAAUGAUUCCGGCAGUGAUG